Molecule: messenger RNA, 1157 nt
Organism: Choloepus didactylus (southern two-toed sloth)
Lineage: Eukaryota; Metazoa; Chordata; Mammalia; Pilosa; Megalonychidae
Gene: SAT2
Product: spermidine/spermine N1-acetyltransferase family member 2
Exons: 5
Coding region: 16-906 (296 amino acids)
Molecular function (GO): N-acetyltransferase activity
Source: RefSeq, a predicted model, not a curated record
GAAGGGCGGAGGGAGAUGUUUGAGCAGCGGGGUCGCGCGGCUGGAGCCCGGAAAACAGAUAAUAAGAUAAUAGCAACAGCCGGGAAGCUCUGCACCCCAGCCCUGACCCCUGCCCGGGGACCCAGUCACGAGACCCACCCGUCGGGGGCGGGGCUCGGGGGCGGGGACGAGCCUACUCUGCAAGCCGAUUGGCUGGCGGGUGUAGGACGGCAGGGGGCGGGAUUCCCUCGGCCUGGGCCGCCUCGGCCGACCCCUCCCCUCGGCCCCGCCCCCGGGGACCCGGCCCCGCCUCCCAGCCCGCGGCGGCCCAACCCCCACCCUACGCUCCCCUCGGCCUUGGGGGAUCCGAGCUUGCAGGCUCUUAGGAAGGUCCCAGCUACCCUUCGCCCAGAUCUGCGGAACGGAGCUGCGGGUCUGGACUUUGGUCCCAGGCGACGGGACCGGGAUGGCUUCCGUGCGGAUCCGAGAGGCGGAGGAGGGAGACUGUGGAGACAUCCUGAGGCUAAUUCGGCCCUGAGAGCAGAUGGCUUUGGAGAGCAUCCUUUCUAUCACUGUUUGGUGGCAGAGAUUCUUCCAGCCCCCGCUGAGCCGCAAGGGCCCUUCUUGGUGGGCUAUGGGCUGUACUACUUCAUCUACAGCACCUGGACGGGGCGCAACGUGUAUCUGGAAGACAUCUAUGUGAAGCUGGAGUAUCGGGGUCAAGGGAUUGGUUCCAAAAUAAUCAAAAAGGUGGCUGAGGUGGGCCUGGAUAAGGGCUGCUCCCAGUUCCGCCUAGCUGUCCUAGACUGGAACCAGAGGGCCAUGGACUUCUACAAGGCCUUAGGAGCCCAUGAUCUGACUGAAGCUGAGGGCUGGCACUCCUUCCGCUUUGAAGAGCAGGCGAUGAGGAAGUUGGCUGGAAGGUGACACCAUCCCUUAGGGUUCGCCCUGUACGUGUGUGGGCAGCCAACUCAGCACCCGGCAGUCGGCCUAGUGGCACAGUCCCUGCGCCUUCAGUACGUGUCAUGGUGACCGUUCCACAAGGCGGAGCAUCGAGUGGCACCUAUGACUCCUGCCUAAAAGGAAUUUGUUUCUUAUGCUGUUUCUUAUAUGUUUCUUACAUUCAUACUGCUUCUUUUUCUCAUUUGGUGUCUUUUGGGCUCUGUGAUGGUGACAUG